GCAAUGCCAGCCGAACGUUCGAACGCAGGACUGUCAACCUCAACAACAACAACAUUGAAGAAACAUCACGUACAGGUCCUUUUCCUCAGACUUUUUAGGGACUUCACAGUAUGGACACAGACGAUGAUGUCUCAGCCCUGGAGGAGGAGGAGGUGGGGAUAUGGGACCCAUCACCUGCACCUUCUCUGGGCCUCAGGCAGUCCCCUUCUUCAUCUCCUGACUCUGACACCUCUCUGGAGAUCUCCUCAGAUGAAGAAGAGAAUUCAUCUCCAACUAUAGGCUCAGAGACUUCACCAUUUGCCGUCCAAGAAUGCAAGGAAGAGUACAAAAAUGUUGUAAGAUAUGUUAUUCAGUCAGCUCGGACACACACCACAGAGAAGGAAAAAUAUGUGCUGUAUUGUGUGGAGGUCAGGAGAUUCACCGUUUUGAAGAAGGCCUUGCCCCCUGCAGACACAAUGGGCUAUUCUAACCAUAAAACUCGCCACAAAAAGUAUGCAUCAUUUGAACGCCGCUACUCCGAGUUCCAUGCUGUCUAUAAUGCCUUGAUGGAAAGUCACAGGUCUUUAAUGGAGGAGUUUGAUGGAUUCCCUAAAAAGGUCAUAAUAGGAAACUUCAGUCAGGAAGUAAUUGCUGAGCGCUGUAAAGGUCUUGCACGAUUCAUGAAUUUUGUCCAUGAACAAGAGGUAUUGAGACGUACUGCUGUGUUCACCAAAUUUCUGCAUGAAUCAGAAGUGAAGAUCAGUGAUCAUUAUUUACUUUUAUCUCAGUUUGAGGAAGCAUGCCCUGUGAUAGAGAAUACCUUCCUUUUGUUUUAUAUCCUCCACUGGGACACAGGCUCCCUCAUCUGUAAACUUUGCCAGUUGAUUGUGUGUUUUCAUGCCCUUGGCAAUUAUGAAAAAUCAUAUAAGUAUGCACAGAUAGCUCUCAGGAAAUUUGAGAUGCUAGGAACCAACAAGAUAUGUAAUGAUCUUUAUAUGCCACUCCUCUGCUUCUGUAAUAGUCUGUGGAGGGCUUUAGGGAAAGACAGGACGACCAUAAAAACCAAAAUCGAACAGGAACGUAAGGAACGGAAGGAAGAGGGAGUACCUAACUUGCUUGAUAUUCUGAGAGAUGAGAUAACUGUGAGAUACCUUCAUUGAUGCAUGGGGCUUCUUUGGAGAUUAUCAAUGUUAGGGAUGAACCAAUCAGAGUAAAGAUAACUCUUCGUAACAAUUUGUAGAUUUUAUAAGAAAUAGCAUAUGCCAGAGUUUCAUAAAGGAUAUGAAUUGUUGGGAGUGGAAGAUUUUGUAUUUAGUAUGUGAUGUGAAAAAAAAAGAGGGAAAAGUUUUAACAUACUAUCAUUCUUUUAUAACAACACUGCUGAUGUGACUGAUUGACAAUGUUAUUUUCAAAUUUUGCUUAUCCAUUAUCAAUCAUUCUGUGUUAGAGUAUCAUAAAUGGAAAUAUAAAGACAAGUGCAAAGUGUGGUCUUAUGAUGUGUUAAUGUUUUAUCUUUUAUUACAUUAAUAUCAAUACAUCACUGACAGUGGCAUUGAUUUGGAUUAUUUAGUUUGCAGAAUAAUUGAAUGAUGCUCCUUUGACCCCAGAUUUUGCACUUAGUGGAGCUCUAAAGCAUCAUAGACAAUUACUGUCACUUAGAAGACCCAAGUAAGGAUAGAUGUGAGCAAAAUAGGGUAGGAAUUGCACAAAACCAGUGGAGAUACAGUGUAAAAAAAAUUAAGGGAGCAUAUGCUACACAUGCUACUUAAUUUGGCCACCCUGCAAACUAAUCUUGCAGUUCUGGGAAAGUCAAGUAUACACUCAUGAUUCUGUUUGGAUUAAGGGGCCCUUCAGGUUUUUACUCAUUGUUUUACAAAAAAAUUAUUUUUGUACUAAGUCUACUUUUACAGUCAAGUAUCAAUGCCACGUGAGAAGUGGAACACCCCUUAGGAGAAAAAGAAAGAAAAAAGGUGUGGUAAAGACAAAAGCAAACUGAUUGAAGGGAGGAGCAAUGAGGUCAGUUUUGCAGGUUAGUUCAACUCCUAUGCAUUUACUGAUGCUCAGCUGAAUGCCUGUGGUAUGCUUCCCCCCAGAACAGCCAGUAUUCUAUCUUGUUGCUGUGGGCAGCCUGUUCACGAGCUGCCAGUUCUCCUGGGCCAAUACCCAAACAACACCAUUUCUUGGUUUGCAACUGGAGAACUGUACAUAUACCUUUAACAGCCCAUGUUUUUUAUCAUUGUUGUUAUUAUUCUUAUCAUUUAUAUACCAUCUUUUAACUCUUGGUAUGCUUUCCUCUGUAGCAGCUGUAUCUGGCUUGGUGCAGUGCUCAUUGCUCUUCCUGAAAGGGUUAUAUCGUACAGCUGUUUGUUUUAGCUUACAAUCCUUAUGUUCCAGGGGACUUAAAUAGCCAUUUUAUUGACAGGUUUCAAAACAAAUGGUUCAGUAAGAAUCAUUCAUAUGCAAAUUGAAAGCACUUGAAAAGUUCUCUAAACCAACCAAUUUUUUAAUUAAAAUGUUUUGAAUGUUUUCAGAAAAAGUAUGAAGAUAAAAAUCUAAUUAUCUGAAUUCCAAGAAAUGUCUAUGAGUCAAAGAAAAAACAGAAAUUUGAUGAUAAGAGAACAUUUAGGACAAAACUUGGUUUUAGUAUACAAAGCAUUAUUUUAAACUAAUUUGUACCAAGUUAGAAAACUGACUGACUUAUUUGCAAUUGUUGGAUAUUGAUGUAUAAUUCUCAUUGUCCUCUAUAUAUGUGCCAAAUACUGAAAUUAAUGAAAUCCACAGAACCAUUUUAGAAUAAAAACAAGUAUCCUUUUUUGAGAGGUGC
Penaeus chinensis is the source of this 2803-nucleotide messenger RNA. RefSeq lists its product as uncharacterized. The record is from RefSeq and is a predicted model, not a curated record. Gene Ontology annotation, molecular function: phosphatidylinositol-3-phosphate binding. Bases 111 to 1139 code for a protein of 342 amino acids. The transcript is spliced from 5 exons. Lineage: Eukaryota; Metazoa; Arthropoda; Malacostraca; Decapoda; Penaeidae. Gene Ontology annotation, biological process: endocytic recycling; late endosome to Golgi transport. Gene Ontology annotation, cellular component: early endosome membrane; retromer complex.